Molecule: messenger RNA, 1116 nt
Organism: Schistosoma spindalis
Lineage: Eukaryota; Metazoa; Platyhelminthes; Trematoda; Strigeidida; Schistosomatidae
Source: the annotation of a GenBank genome assembly
AUGAGCAGAAAUACGCUAAGUUGUCUGUCUUGUUAUAAACGCCGCCGUAAAUGUACAAAAAGUAGUGGCUCAGACUAUGUUAACUGUGUAAACAAGCAAACUCCAAACAAUACUAGACAGGCUGACCAAGAUGGAAGUGCUAAGGAGACCUUAUCACUGUCAACCAUUAGCCACACUCCGGGUGCUGGAGACGGGGGUUCAGCUAGUUUAGGCGACUGGUCUACGGUUCACCAACUAGAUGGAAUUGAUGCUUCUAAAGUGAAUUUAUUAUGUGAGGGCAGCAGCAACAAUACGUCAUCUGUAUUAGGCGUUCUCAACAGGGUUGAGUUCUGUGAUCGUUUAGAAUCCAUAGUUCUUCGGCUUGAAAGGAUAGCGCAAACAAUAACACCAGAAAAAACUCCUGGACUGGUUGCUUUUGAACUGAUUAUUGCUAAUAGCCUUAAAAACUAUAUCGCAUGUAGUAGAAAGUUGGGAGGAAACAUACAAUCUCAGUCAUUAUGUGUUCAAAACGCCUUCGGCUUCGUCAGGGAUCUCAUUGAACUAUCCAACAUUUAUAGCAAACCAACUGAAGUGGAUAUGGAUAUUCACUUAAAGCCUCUUCAUUUUAAGAUGAUUGAAAUAGCAAACUUCAGGGUUGGAGCUAUGUCUGUACGGAAGUGUCAGUUAUCAACCAUUGCAGAUUCGGUCCUUAUACUGAAUUGGGUUGGAUCUUCUUCAGCAUCGCAGUACGUUAAAGAAUUGAAGGACUCAACAUGGUUGAACGCUAAUAAAGUCUUUCAGUAUUGUCGUGAGAGCCUUCCUGAACAUGUUGAAUGGUUACGCUCAUGGCUUUCUUGUCUGGAUGAAUUGUGCGUAGUCGUUGGAGAGCAUUUUCCAUACGGUCUAAAAUGGAAUAAAAGUGGUCCCAAACUACCCUUACCAACUGUCGAAAUACGCCCAGUUCAGUCUUUACAAGAGGGUCGUACCAAUACACGUGAAAGAACUUCAACAAAGGGUUUUCAUCCCAAAUUAUCAGUACAAUCACAACCGGAUCCAGUCGAUGUCACUAAGUUGUUUUCUGAAUUAGCAAGUGCUCAUAAAAAUUUACGUCAUAUCAGUGUACCUGAUAUACUCUGA